Messenger RNA from Cladophialophora psammophila CBS 110553, 852 nucleotides. RefSeq lists its product as uncharacterized. Gene Ontology annotation, cellular component: peroxisomal matrix. Lineage: Eukaryota; Fungi; Ascomycota; Eurotiomycetes; Chaetothyriales; Herpotrichiellaceae. The record is from RefSeq and is a predicted model, not a curated record. The transcript has a single exon. Bases 1 to 852 code for a protein of 283 amino acids. Gene Ontology annotation, biological process: fatty acid beta-oxidation.
AUGGCAACGCUCAGUCCGGAUCCGGAACAGAUCGUCACCCUCCGCACCAGUGGCAGAGUCGCCAUCAUAACACUCAAUAACCCUCAGAAGCUCAAUGCCAUGAGACAGGAAGAUACAUUCCGCCUAUCCUGUCUCCUGCGACAGGUAGCGGCAAUGUCGGAAAUCACGGUAACAAUCGUCACCGGGAAAGGACGGUUCUUCUGCGCCGGCGGCGACGUGACAUCUCGGCGCCCCGGAAUGGAUGAUGACCACAGAAAGAAGACACAUGAGAUCCGCGAGCAGACUCUGCGCAGCUUCGUGGCCAACACAUUCGACGCCACUCAGUCCUUUUGCGCGCAUCCAAAAAUCUUAGUUGUCGGCCUCAAUGGGCCCGUGGUCGGGCUUCAUGCGGGCCUUGUAGGGUUCGCAGACUUUGUGUAUGCAGCGCCUCAUGCCUACCUUCUCGCUCCGUUCGCGAGUCUGGGCCUAGUCGCCGAAGGUGGCGCCAGUGUUGGACUCGUCCAACGCCUUGGUUUACCCCUGGCCAACGAAGCCCUCCUCACGUCCCGCAGGAUACCCUGCAAGAAGCUCCUCCAGUGCGGAUUCGUCAACAAGGUAUUCCGUGGAGAAAAUGACUCCGAUUCGGAUGGCUUUCUGGAACAAGUCCUCAGAGAAGUGAAUGAAAAAUUUGGCGAUCAUUUGAAUCGGGAAAGCGUGCUGAGGAUCAAAUCCUUGGUCCAACGGCCUGUCCUGGACAGAAUAGAGGCUCAGGCCGUUCGAGAAGUCGCCGACGGCAUGCAAAGGUUUGUUGACGGCGCACCUCAGGUGGAAUUCAAAAGGGUUGCCGAAGGCCGAAAGAGACAUAAGCUUUGA